Messenger RNA from Calliphora vicina (urban bluebottle blowfly), 1170 nucleotides. Its product is annotated as odorant receptor 67d-like. The coding region runs from base 4 to 1170 and encodes 388 amino acids. The record is from RefSeq and is a predicted model, not a curated record. Gene Ontology annotation, cellular component: plasma membrane. Gene Ontology annotation, molecular function: olfactory receptor activity; odorant binding. The transcript is spliced from 4 exons. Gene Ontology annotation, biological process: sensory perception of smell; detection of chemical stimulus involved in sensory perception of smell. NCBI's taxonomy places the organism in Eukaryota, Metazoa, Arthropoda, Insecta, Diptera, Calliphoridae.
ACAAUGACUACAAAAUAUUCAAAUCAAUUUGAAAAGGUUUUCUACAUAACUCGCUUAUUUUCAUCAAUAUGUGGAGUUAAUGUGUUAAAGGAAAAUUAUCACAUGACUUGGCUGACAUGGAGUUUGAUUGCUUUGUUAAAUGGAGCCGUUGCCUUUACCAUCUACACCAUGUAUGUAGGCGUGGCCAUAAAUAAUGAUUGGAGCGAAAUCUUGAAAUGUCUCUGCAUGUUUUGUGCUGGCAUACAGGCUUAUGCUAAACUUAUAAAUGCAAUUACUAAAUGCUGUGUAUUUCAUUCGAUCACUGAAGAAAUAUGUGGUUUAUACACCGUCUAUGAGCAGCGAAACAAGCAUUAUCACAAACUGCUGAAGGAAAGUAUAUCGUUGAUUAAAAAACUACAGGCUACCCAAACAGGUUUGGUAGUAGUUGCCUUCUGUAUCAUCAUUGGCACUCCCGUUUUCUAUAUGAUCGUCCUUAAGGAGCGUAUCUUUAUUAUGCCCUUCUUUUUCCCCUACAUCGAUUAUAAUACCGAUUUUGGUUACUACUUCACUUCGGCUGUUCAUAUAGUUUGUGUAUUUUUUGGUGGUUUUGGGAAUUAUGUCAGUGAUUCUUGGUGUUUUGUAUUUGCGGCCCAUAUACCGCUGGUAAAGAAUAUACUUCAAGCUAAAUUUAAUGAAAUGGAUGAGCUGCUGCUAUUAGAAAAUCCGCUAAAAGCUAAAGAGAUUAAAGUUUUACUAAAGGAUAUUUUCCAGUGGCAUCAAAAGUAUUCAGAUAUUUGCAAAACGGUUAAAAAUCUCUUUUUCUGGGUAAUUUUCGUACAAGUUGCCAUGCAAUUCGUAAGUAUUGUCUGUACGAUUGUGUGCAUAUUUUUGAAAAUAUGGCCAGCAGCACCGGCCUUUUUGCUCUACUCGUUUCUUUUGUUUUAUUCCUACUGUGGCUUGGGAAAUUUAGUGGAAAUUGCGAAUGAUGAUGUCAUUUCAAUGAUCUAUGACUCUGACUGGUACAAGCUAACUGUAUCGCAGCAAAAAAUGAUCCUAAUCAUGUUGAGAGAAUCCCAGCAAGCUGAGGGCAUGUCUAUAGGUGGUGUUGCCCCAUUGUCAUUGAACACGGCUCUUCAAUUGACAAAAACAAUUUAUACAUUCUCUAUGAUGUUUAGAGAAUUUUUGAAUUAA